AUGUUCAAAUCGUUUCGUAUUGGCGAAGAAAAUGGUCAACGCUCCUCUCGUUUAACAGGUAAUACGAGAAAAAUCAACGUGACUGAGAUAACGAAGCUGACGCCAAGUGAUCAAAUCGUUCUCAUUGUAAAAUGGGAAAAUAUUCGGAAGGAUUUGGCUGAUCAUCGAAGCUUGUUGCAUUACGUGCUAUCUUACCGCGAAGCCCCUACGAAUGUCUCUAUUUAUGAUGGCCGGGAUGCGUGUACUGCUGAUCCGUGGAAAUACCUUGAUGUCCCGACAUCCCAUGAGCAAAAUGACACCGUCACUCAUUUGAUCACCGCUCUUAAACCGGCAACGCGAUACGCGAUAUACAUCAGAACUUAUACCAUUCAGUCUCCCGCUGGUUCGCAAGGAGGUAUUUCCGACGUCCAAUACGUAACGACAAAUCCUACGACUCCGUCAAAUCCUCGGUUUGUUCGGGUGUGGUCUGAUAAAAGCGAUCAAUUGACCAUCUCUUGGGAAAAGCCGCUGCAUGAAAACGGUGUCGUUGGGAGGUAUAACAUCGAAAUUCGGGAACACGAGCAGACUUCUCCUCGACAUCGAUGUGCUAAGUCGGACACUGACCCGAUUGGUCCGAUUCCGCCCUCAACUGACGUCACCCGAGCCAAAGCAGAUAGAGAUCGGCAGGAAGAUGAGCGGAUGAAAGUAGUCCCAGACGAAAGCGAAGAGCUCCGUGUGAAUAACUAUAUCCGCUCAGAGUGCUGCGCUUGCCAGAAGAAGCCAGAUCUCCCCGACGACGAGAGGAAUAAAGCUGAGGAGCAAGUCUUGUUCGAAGAUAAACUGAUGGGACAUGUGUUCUCAGGUCGCCGGGCUGCAGAUGGCAGCAUCCAAUGCCACAUCGACAUGGAGAAAUGUGCUAAUACUUGCCUCGUUGACGCAAGCCAGAAAAACAGAGAAAAGCGAGAUUUGCACGCUGACUUCUAUGAUGGUAUGGGGUCAAUCGGCUCUCCCUCAUCAUCGAAUCAUAUCUUGCGUCAGAAAGAAGAUGCUACAGUACCCAGCUACGACGACGCAAAGGGAGCUGAUAAAAUAGAAUGGAUAGAGGUAAUCACGGACAAGACUAUGAAUGACACUCUCGUUGCUGGGAUGGUGUGUGUUCAUUGGCGAGCCCCGAGCAAACCGAACGGCGCAAUCGUUGGUUAUCGUCUAGAAUACAGACGGGAAGACGUCGAUAACAUACAACCUGAAGAAAUUUGCAUCCAGUUGCAAGACCUGAUUCCGCGAUGCUCUCGCUUCGAACGAUCAAUUUUGGGGAAUAGUUCCGAUCCCGAGCCCUUCCCUCCCGGUGCUGAGCAUUAUUACUUGGCCAAACUGAACACGGGCGUGUAUACUUUCCAUCUGCGAGCUAUCAGUGCUGCCGGCGUUGGUGAACCCAUCGUGGAAAGGAACAUCCGGGUUGAAGCACACACUGAGGAUUGGAAAGUCACAACAUUUGCUAUUGCCAUGUCGGCUGCAGCGCUGCUCUUAAUUAUCUCGUUCGUUGCAUUCAUCGUCUGGAGGAAGAACGUGACUGAGAAAAACGAACAGCGUCUCACUUGGAAUCCCAACUACGCCCUGGUUCUUAAUGAGGACUACGUGAACAGCAAAUUGAAGCGCGAAUUCCAGAUUGAUCAAUCAAGGGUUACCCAGGGAGACGUGCUCGGUGGCGGUGCCUUCGGGAUUGUAUACCGAGGUACAUUGCAAAUGGAAAACGGUACGAAAAUCAACGUGGCCUUGAAAACAACGCAAGACUGCCAGGAAAUGACAUACAAAGAUUUCUUCGAUGAAAUUUCACGAAUGCAGGACCUUAAAUGUGAGCAUAUCGUAAAACUGAUCGGCGUGGUGAAUCAAGGUCGCGUUCUUGCUGUGAUGGAACUUAUGGAGAACGGAGAUUUGAAGAAGUGGUUGGAAACGCAGCGGAAUGAUCCUGAAUAUGGACAACUCAUCGCCAAUUUCGACUUCACAUUUGUGAACGAGUUGUAUCGGAUGGCAGCCGAAAUCGCUGAUGGAAUGGCCUACUUGUCGCAUAAUAAUAUCAUUCAUCGGGAUCUUGCAGCCCUAACGCCGGAAAGAGCUCCGAUGCGUUGGAUGGCCCCUGAGUCGCACAGUGAGUAUGUCUACUUCACCGAAUCGGAUGUGUGGAGUUACGGAAUCGUGCUGUGGGAAAUGGCCACAGGGGGGCUCGUGCCUUAUAAUACGUUAAAAACUGAGCAAGUGGGAGAAUUUGUGAUUGGUGGAGGAACCUUGAAUCCUCCGCCGCAUUGUCCAGAUCGGCUUCGUGAGGUGAUGAGGAUGUGUUGGAUCCGAGAACCCUCCGAACGUCCGUCGUUCAAGAAGCUAGUCGGAUAUUUCGAGGAGUUCUGUCGGCCUAAUUUCCGCCGAGUAUCGUUCAUGUAUUCUGCAUGUCGCGAUUUAGAUACAAGUGAUCCACUUGCCGCCGUGGAUGCCACCACUCCUUUGUGCAACCCCGAUAGAACGGCGAGAAGCACCGAUGGAAUUUACGUUUCUGCCGGGGACGGCGUUGAAACUAACAAAAUAACUUCAACAGCGACGCGGUUCAUGAAUUUCUGGCUUCGGCGAAAGCAAGCGAUUGAAGAAGGUGAUGAUGAUCCUGAAGCAGCGACGAGACGCCGGAAAGGAGGAAUUACUUCAAUCUUCCGCCGCUCUGGUUUGUCUCGGCGACCGGACGUGGCCCUUCCAUUGACAGACAGCGCUGCUUCACCGAAACAAGUAGUCCGUCCGUGUGGAGGUCAACCUGCGCCGACUGCCACUGUCGAAGUGGCAGACGAUAUGUUUGAUAAUGGCCACCCAGUUUCUUGGCCGUUGGUGAACUCUGGUGAUGAAGAGCAGAACCGACGGAAUGAAACAAGCACAUACAACGGAGGUGGUGGACCGUCGUCGCCCUGCUCACCAGACAGCGCAAUCAACGGCCAUGUUCCCAUGGUGGCUGUGUCGGAUGUAUGA
Molecule: messenger RNA, 2982 nt
Organism: Notodromas monacha
Lineage: Eukaryota; Metazoa; Arthropoda; Ostracoda; Podocopida; Cyprididae
Source: the annotation of a GenBank genome assembly